Messenger RNA from Epithele typhae, 1980 nucleotides. RefSeq lists its product as uncharacterized. The record is from RefSeq and is a predicted model, not a curated record. The transcript is spliced from 10 exons. Gene Ontology annotation, biological process: protein peptidyl-prolyl isomerization; protein folding. Gene Ontology annotation, molecular function: protein binding; peptidyl-prolyl cis-trans isomerase activity. Bases 1 to 1980 code for a protein of 659 amino acids. Lineage: Eukaryota; Fungi; Basidiomycota; Agaricomycetes; Polyporales; Epitheliaceae.
AUGUCUGAUUCCGAACGCGAGGCGUCUGUUCUGGGCAAACGUUCACGGAAUGGCGAAGACGCGGAGAACGGUCACCAGGUUGAAGACGACGAUGCAGAACCCCGUCCGGACGCUAUGGAUGCGGUCGACGACUCGGAAGACGACGUAGGCCCCAUGCCCAUGCCUGCGGAUGUGGAGGGACGCGUCGUGAAGAAGAAACGCAAGGUGCUGCCCCACGAAAAGCUCUACCUCGAGCACCUCCCUUCCGCCGACCGUUACUACAAGAGUUUCAUGCACCGCGAAGCCAUCAACUUCAACGUGUUUACGAGAACAGAGUUCCUGCUGACGACGUCCAUUGAUGGGCACAUCAAGUUGUGGAAGAAACAAGAGCAGGGCAUCGAGUUCGUCAAACACUACCGCGCGCAUCUCGCCCCUGUCGUCGCAGUCUCUGCGAGUGCGGAUGGGCAGUUGUUCGCGAGUGUUGCGGAGGAUGGGAGCGCAAAAGUGUUCGAUGUCAUUAACUUCGACAUGAUCAACAUGCUCAAGCUCGGAUAUACACCUCAUGCGUGUUGUUGGGUGCACAAGCGGGGACAGGCAAUGGGCAUUUUGGCAAUUUCAGAACGUGGCUCGGGUACCAUUCGACUGUAUGAUGGUAGAGGAGAUGGAACUCCGCUUGAGACUAUUGGCAAGCUCCAUCGGUCAUCCGUACAUAUCAUGACCUACAGCGACAGAUACAACUGCGUAGUGUCCGCUGACGAAGGCGGCUUUGUCGAGUACUGGCAGCCUUUAGAGCCCUUUGAUCUGCCGAAGAAUGUCCCUGGGCUGUGGAACUACAAGAGUGAGACGGAUCUGUACGAGUUUAAGAAGUCAAAAUCAACGCCGACCUGUAUCACCCUUUCCCCGGACUCUUCGCACUUCGUCACAUUUUCCCUACCCGAUCGCCAAAUACGCGUUUUCUCCUUCCUGUCAGGGAAGAUGACACGGAAAUACGACGAAUCACUCGUGGCGAUCCAGGAAAUGCAGCAAGCAGGGACCGCCGUGUACAAGGUCGAAGACAUGGAAUUCGGUCGUCGUUUGGCGGCAGAACGCGAGUUGGAGCUCCCGGGACCAGACGACCGCAUACCGGGGAUGUGGAUCAACGCUGUCUGGGAUGAGAGCGGCUCUUUUAUUAUCUACCCGACACUGCUCGGUAUUAAGGUGGUGAACACGGUGACCAACAGGGUAGUCCGACUAUUGGGAAAAGAUGAAACCGUCCGUUUCAUGCAUUUGACACUAUACCAAGGAGCGCCUGCAAGGAAGGGCUUGACCACCGCUGCCGCAGCAGCAUCGUCAAAUCCCUUGCUCGCGGAGAAGGCCGUGCGUGACCCUACAUUGUCCUGCACUGGGUACAAGCGGUCAAGGUUUUACAUGUUCACUCGUUUAGACCCAGAGGAUAAGUCUGGUGACCGUGACAUCUUCAACGAGCGCCCAACGCGCGAAGAGCAGUCAAUUGCAGCUGCAGCACCAGCCAUCCGAGGGGGGCCAUCACCCCUUGCAAACAGCGCAACUAUCCACACGACGCUUGGCGACAUGCACAUUCGUUUGUUCCCACAGCAAGCCCCCAAAGCCGUCGAGAACUUCGUCGGGCACGCACGCACGGGCUACUUUGAGGGCGUCAUCUUCCACCGUGUCAUUCCAAAGUUCAUGAUCCAAACGGGCGAUCCUCUUGGAGAUGGUACGGGAGGGACGUCCAUCUGGGGACGGGAGUUCGAGGAUGAAUUCUCCGACGAACUCAGGCAUGAUAGACCGUAUACUGUCAGUAUGGCGAACGCAGGUCCAGGCACGAACGGCUCGCAGUUCUUCAUCACGACAAACGCGACCCCUUGGCUUGACAACAAGCAUACAAUCUUCGGUCGUGUUUUGUCGGGCUUGGAGGUUGUGCAUGCUAUCGAGAACGUGAAAACAAACAAAGGGGAUAAGCCAUACGAGGAUAUUGCGAUCAUCAACGUCGACGUCGAAUAG